UUCAGGUAUAGCACUACGACCGUUUGGCCUCUCCCUUAUAUACCUCCUUCUCUACUUAAUAGCACCAUUCCCUCAAGUUCCUGACUCCAAAACGUUUAAAGGAUGGCGAGGAAAAUAUCUCCUCUUGAAUAUCAUCGUGUCUAUUCUUCUAUUAUUAACGCAUGCAGCAUGGCACAGCGUGCUUGCCGCCUUCGGGAGCUAUGGUUCUAUUCUCGAAAAAUAUCCAAUUAUCAAAGAGAUUGGACUUAAUCUUGGUUUAGUGUCUUACGAUGGUAUAGAUCCGCUCAUGGCAAUACACUAUUUGGCGCCAGAGUUAAUUAUGACAGGCGUGUCGCUUGCUGUCUACGUUAUGGUCCGAAAACUCCUCGUCGGCUCACCCAUUGAAGAAGUUGAGAGGAAAGACUCAAAACAUCAAAAUUUCCCUUUACUGACUAGUGCUGGCAAAUACGCAGCAUUGUUCCUCAUAAUGUUCUCCGGUAUAAUGCGGCCUAGUAUCACUUCGGGGAUUUAUUUCCUCGUGUUCAUGGGGGCUGCGACAGCCUGGGCCCUGGGCCGGCCAUUAGAGCGCGGCUUCGCAGUCAUCAGUCGGUGUGUGAUGGCCAUCAUGGGGGUCCAUAUAGCUGUGCUGCUUGUGUACCAGUGCUCUUGGCUUAUUGAGAUAUAUCCACCUGAUAUGGAUAUGGCUAGAUACUUCGGUUUAACCAAAUUAGUUAUAAUAAAUAGUACAAAUUCAUCGACAAGUUUUACAUACGAAGUCACAGAAGAUCACAUGUGGGCGACGCUGGCGAGUCCUCUAGUCAUUCUGUUCGCUUAUUUCUUCCUGGCUAUAGAAUCGAGAGAGCUGUUCAAGCCCAAGGCGAAGAAAAAGAGUGCUUUAACUGGUGUAGAAGCGGGAAAAGUGAAUGGAUCGCUCUUGCGCGGUGUUUCCUUCCACCGCGCCAGCCGGUACGCGCCGAGAGACAAAUGGAGGAACGCAACGAAAAAAGUUCGAGUUGCAUAUUCGUACAUAAAUUCCCAAGCACUGCGCGGUGACACCGGUGAGACUACUCCCUUAAUCAGCACGAUAAGUCCAAGCAAGCGAUGGUCUAGCGUGAGGUCGGGAUCAGUGUCACGGCCAUUGCAUCAAGACUCCACUGGAUCUGUAGUCGUACCAGAUGAAGAAUCUGUUUUGGAAGUUGAAGAACCAACACUGAUGGAUGAUAUAUUAUCUGCUGUUGUCGACUUUUUCCAAGUGCUUGUUAGGUCAUCCUACAUAGCAACAACUAUAACAAUGAUGGCUUGGAGCAUAAUGUUUCACUCUUGGUUGACCUUCGUGUUCCUAAUGUGGGCAAAUAUCGUAUGGCUCUGUCAGGACCAACGAUCUUUUAUGCUUAAGACGAGUCCUGUAUUGGUUUUAUACGCGAUGUUGUUGCUAAUAGCGCAAUAUAUUUAUGGCAUGAAUCUGUACGAAUAUGAACUGCCUUCCAAUAUAACGGAAGUGAACCUCCGUCAAAUAGGCCUGGGCCGCGUGGACGGCGAGCCAUGCGUGCCGCUGCUCAUCAAGUCACUGUUCACGUGCAUGUUCUGGGUGACGUUGCGGCAACGCGUGCAGGAGAUCCGGCAACGUCGCCAGUCCGCCGCCGUCACGGACAUGGCGGCGCCGCUGCAGCUCACUGUCUCCACUGCGGCCAGUGUAUUGGAAGCAGAACGCGAAGACGAAAACCGGUCCCGCCUAUUGCGUGCGCUGGGCGAGUGGUUGCGUGCGAUGUGCGCUCGCUAUUGGAUCUACGUUGUCGUCAUCAUGCUGUUCGUUAUUGGCGUUACGGGUGACAGGAUGACGAUAUUCCGCAUCAUUUAUAUGUUCCUGUUCCUUGGGUUUAUACUCAUGUUCCAAAUAAGUUGGUACUGGUGGCGAAGACUGAUGUAUAUAUUUUGGAUAACAGUGAUUAUAUACUCUAUGAUAAAUCUUAUACUGAUAUAUGUUUACCAAUUUGACAAUUUCUCUAAAAUGAUUGAAACAUAUCUGAUGAUUAACGAAAGAUUGCAGCACGAUCUUGGUCUUGAUACAUAUCACCCAGCUGAUUUAUUUGUGAAACUUUUAACACCAACGCUUUUCUUGAUAAUCACUAUAAUGCAAGUGCAUUAUUUCCACAAAGACUUCAUGGAGUUAUCGGACCCAAAAACUAUAUCAAAUAGCAUAGUAAGAGAAGCUGGAUCCAGUAGACCGAGCCAAGUCCAGUCCACAAUGAAAGAUGAUUUACCGGCGCUCCCGGACGAAGAAGAACGCGAGAUCCAAGGACCUAACUCGCCGAGUGACACUGAAGUUGAACAGUCUAUGGCCACGUCCUCCAUACACACUGCGGCCAGACGAUCAAUGCACAGGAAACCCUCCCGCAGCCGAUCAUACGCGCCCACAAUAACGGAACGUGGUUCGAUCAAAUUCCGGCCGUGGCUCGCAGCUAACUUCAACAAAAUGAGAGAGUUGUUGUUGCAAUGGACGGACAAGGCGUUCAUAUUUCUCGAUAUACACCUUAUUAAGAUCCUCUUUAUUUCCCUCAUGCUGUUAUGUGUUUUUAAUGUUUGCGCGAUGCACGUACCAAUAAUGAUUUUAAUUUCACCAGCGCUAUUGUUGAGUUCUAGAAAGCAACGUUUUUGCAUUCUUAUUAUUUCGACGCUAAUAAGUGUGUAUCUUAUGGCCAAGAUGGUUUACCAAAUUGAGUAUAUAAAGCAUUCCUUCUUUGAUGUCAAUUGCACUAUGGAAGGUGAAAACAGUACAAUAAAUACGACAACAUACAACAAUGCGGAAUGGAUUGGCUUCUACAAGGCGACACGUGAAAAGCCCCUUGUGGUUCUGUUGAAGGGAUACAUCGCUUUAAUAGCAAUGUUCACUUUCUACUCCUUGGUUAUGUAUCGACAACAAACGCACAGGGAUUUGGGAGUUCUGCCGCACAUGAAAGAGAAGUUGAUGUUCCCGGAAGUGACCCGUAAAGAUGCUGACAGGGAUUUGAUACAUUAUAUCAAAUAUUUAUUCAACUAUGGCUUUUAUAAAUUUGGCGUUGAAAUAACGUUAAUAUGUUUAAUGGGUGUGAUAGGUUCUCGUAUGGACCUAUAUGCCGUUAUAUAUUCCGGGUGGUUAUUAGCACUUGUAUCUCUACGAAGGAAGCCUCUCGCGAAUCUAUGGCCGGCUUUUACUGGGCUCAUAACACUCCUUGUACCUUUGCAAUAUAUGAUCGCUGUUGGGUUUAUGCCACAGUUCUGUAUACAAUAUCCUUGGAGAGGAGAUGAUCAGCAAAUGAAACACGUACGCACAUGGCUCUUCCUUCCAUACACGGCAGAACCGCCCCACGCUGCAAAACUCAUAUUCGAUUUCUUCCUGCUGAUGUUCGCUUCCCGGCAACUGAAAGUUUUUAGAAUAGAAAAGGCUCAAGGAGAUAAUUACCCGGGCGGAUCCAAUAGUGAAGAUAUAGGCCAGGAUUGGGAGACGCCGAACUUUGUCAAUCCUGUGCCUGAUUUUCUAUGUUAUGUUGGAUCGUGGUUAGACGUGAUCAAGCGGAUGGUGUUCCUAGGCAUGCUGUGGGUGACACUAGCGAUCAUGUUCAUGACGGGAACCAAUCGCGUGAACCUCUUCUCUAUGGGUUAUCUGAUUGGAUCGUUUAUUUUCUUGUGGCAAGGGACUGACUUUUACCUGCGACCCAAAGAAGCUAUAUUGCAAUGGUGGUCAUGGCUCGUGCGUUACAACGUGUGCGUGGUGGUGAUCAAGGCGGUGCUGCAGAUCCCCGGCUGCAUGUUCAGCCGCGUGAUGCAAGAGCACGCGUGCUGGCUCGUGCAACUGCUCGGUAUUGGAUGCGUGGACAAGUUCGCGGGAGGGAAUAUCGCGCAGUUCCUAAAGAUGCACUAUGACAAGGAUACAGCUUGUUCUGUGCCUCAAGAAGAUAUUGGACUUGCUUGGGAUGGAGUGUGUUUCGCCUUUCUCAUACUACAGCGAAGAUUGUUCCACAGCUACUACUUCUACAGGGUUAUCGAUGAAAGUAAAGCAACAACGGUAUUGGCUUCCAGAGGUGCGGAGUUGAUAGAAGAACUUCGACAGAAGCAAAUGAUGAUUCAAGAGGAACAAGAAAUUAAAAUACUCGAAAAAAUAAAAGUGAAAAUGGAACGAAUUAAAGCGAACCAGAAGAAAAUACAGGGUGCUAUGUCUAAGGAGCCUGUGCAUCACGAUGCAGCGCGUGUGAGGCCGCCGUAUAAGCCGCCCGCCAGCCAUCAGAAGGCUGUACGCUCUGGUGACUACUACAUGUUCGAUGAAUUUGACGACUUCGAUGUUCAUCUUAAGGAAGAAGAAUCAAGUACAGACGAAGACGAACCCAAGGAGAUGGGUAUCGGCAAGUUGCUGUCGACGGCGAUAAAGACGGACGUGCGGCGCGCCGUGUCGCUCAGGCGCGCGUCCAUGCCCGCGCUCAGGACGAGCCGGCGUGCGUCGUUGCCCGCGCACCCUAUGUCGUAUCAGAUGCGUCCGCAUUCGUCCCGCGCGGACGGAACGCAGGAUGAAGAGGACAUAACGAUGCGAGAACGACCCGGACCUUCUUCAGAACUGGAUGAUUACGCUCCAUUACCUGAAAACGAAACAUGGAUGGACAAAUUGAAGGGCCUUCUGGAUACAGUGAGCGCUUUUAUAUCGAGUAUCCUCGUUUCACUAACUCGACAUCUAAUGAAGUAUUCACGCAACUACCGAUAUGUUUCUCGAACUCUUUCUAUUGAAAAGAAAAUACUGAAGGAGAAAGAAGGUUUCGGCAUUGGAAUACGAGAAGGAUCACAGAUGAUUUGGGAACCAUUGCCAGACUCACUCAUACACCAUAAAGACAUCACGACGUUGGAAGAACAAGACGACUCAAUGUUCAAACAAGACAAGUCUCCGUUGGUACACCUCGGAUAUGCUCUCUGGUAUGCAGUACUGGCGCAUACAGACAUCGUGUGCUACAUCAUGGUGUUUAUAAAUCAGAUACAAUCAGCUACAAUAUUGUCCAUUCCAUUACCAUUGAUGGUCUUCUUGUGGGGAACCUUAACAAUACCCAGACCAACUAAAACAUUUUGGGUCACUCUCAUCGCUUACACUGAGGUCAUAGUAUUGAUAAAAAGCAUGUUCCAAUUUGAAAUCUUGCCUUGGAACCAAAAGGCGAUACCAGCCAACAUGCCUUUCACAGCGCCGAGAAUUAUAGGCAUUGAAAGGAAAUACAAUUAUGCGUUGUACGAUCUAUUGUUACUGCUUAUUAUCUUUUUACACAGGUUCAUGUUAAAAUCACUAGGGCUAUGGAAGGAAUCCAGCCCCGAGGUGGAACUGCAAGAGGACAGGGACUAUCCGCUCACGGCCGAAGACACGCAGAUGCUGGUAGAGGGGCGCGGCGCGGAGGUGGGCCGCAAGUACGUGCAAAUGCACGAGAGGAUCGGCCCCGCAAAUGGAUCCAGUUCAAACGGUGUGUUGGCAACGAACGAUACAAGCAAUUUGCCGCAACUAGAAGAACGUCACGACGAACCUGGACCCUCUAAAGAACCAGAUGAGUACGGGGUAAAUGAUGAUGAAGAACCAAUAAUUACCGUCAACACAACACUGGAAGAUACAUAUCAGCACUAUCCCAAUGUGAUACUGUUGUCAAUAAAACGCUACCUGAGCCCGACGCAGCGCUUCUUCCAGCGCAUGUUGGCGCCGGGCGCGCGCGUCACGGCCGACGUGUACGCGUACAUGUUCCUAUGCGAUUUCUUCAAUUUUCUCGUCGUCAUCUUUGGAUUCGCUGCUUUUGGGACACAUCAAGGCGACGGCGGCGUCCAAGCCUAUUUCGAAGAGAACAAAGUGCCCAUACCGUUCUUAGUGAUGUUGAUAUUACAAUUCGCCUUGAUCAUCAUCGACCGAGCACUGUACCUGCGCAAGUUCAUGCUCGGAAAAAUAUUGUUCCAAUAUGCAUUGAUAAUUGGCGUUCACAUAUGGAUGUUCUUUGUCCUGCCUUUUAUAACCGAAAGAACAUUCAACACGCUGCUCCCUCCCCCCAUGUGGUACAUGGUGAAGAGCGUUUAUUUACUGCUUUCGGCAUAUCAGAUCCGAUGCGGAUACCCAAGAAGGAUCAUUGGAAAUUUCCUCUGCAAAUCCUAUAACUUCUUGAAUAUGAUCUGCUUCAGAGGAUUUAUGGCGGUUCCAUUCUUAUUCGAACUACGUACGCUCAUGGACUGGAUAUGGACUGAUACGUCCAUGACUCUCAUGGACUGGCUCAAAAUGGAGGAUAUAUUCGCCAGUGUUUUCUUAUUAAAGGUAUAUAGAGCUAUUUAUAUAUUUAUAUAA
Messenger RNA from Zerene cesonia (dogface butterfly), 6301 nucleotides. RefSeq names its product piezo-type mechanosensitive ion channel component-like. Bases 287 to 6301 code for a protein of 2004 amino acids. The record is from RefSeq and is a predicted model, not a curated record. NCBI's taxonomy places the organism in Eukaryota, Metazoa, Arthropoda, Insecta, Lepidoptera, Pieridae. The transcript has 42 exons.